AUGAUUCUUAGUCUAGAAGAUUCUGAGAUUCUUGAAAAUUUAGCAUCACUAUACUAUGAUAUAGCCAAUCUAACAGAUUCUGGUCUCAAUAAUCUCUUAGAAAAAGCAAAUUAUGCCUUAAAAUAUAUCACUCCAAGGCGUCUUACUCAUGCUAUCGAAGAGAUUCUCCUUAAUCACAAAAAGUUACUCAUAUUCAUUAAGUUAAUCCCAUUAUUAAUGGAAAAAUCCGCUUUUCAAUUAAAUCCUCUGCGAUGCAAUGCAAAAACAAUUGCAUAUCUCGUUAAAACAAAAGUCAUUCAGACAGAUUGCCCAUUUGCAUACGCAAAAUAUGAUUUAAAUGACCUUGCAAGAGGAGUCCGUUUAGAAGGUCUUGAUGCCAUCUUCUACAAUGACGACAUUGAUGCAUUCCGCAAACUCUCACUUGUUUUCCAAGAAAAACCACUCGAAAUUACCGACGAAAAAACAAUGAUCGAUUUAGCAGCGGAAGCAGGCGCUGUCAAGUGCUUUAAGUUCCUUAUUAACAACAAGUUCCCACGUGACAAGUGGAUUGGCAAGAAAGUGGCCAUGACUAACAAGUUAGAAAUUUUAGAAAUUUUUGAUAGAGUGUUUAAGUUCGAUGACGAACAAAUGAAAUACGCCUUACAAGUUAACAACGACGUAUGCGUCAAAUACAUGAAAGAACGUUGCAAUAUUAAUUAUUCCUAUUUUCAUGCUUUUUAUUUUAACAAUUUCCACAUAAUGAAAGAGAUAUUAAUGAAUGCUUCAGGACCAGAAGAAAAGGAUGCCAGCGGUUUCUCAGUGUUCCGUGGCUGUAUUUGCUCAGAUUUCGCUCAUUUCUUCGGAGUUCUCAGUUUACGAGGCGUAAAGGUCCAAGCAAGCGCCGAAAUCCUCGAAGACCUUGUUUCCUACGAUGCCUAUCAAAUAUUAAACAGCAUGAUCACUAAAAAACCUCAGUUAGCGAAUGCGAAAUUACAACAAUCACAAACUCUCUUACAUUUAGCCUGCCAAAGGGGUAGCUACGAAGUUGCCAAGAUGCUUAUAUCCCGUGGAUGCAGCAUAGAUGCUAUAACUACUUCAGGAGACACAGCUUUGCAUUUAUGCAUUGCAAAUAGAACGGAAUCUUCGAGCGAUAUAGCGAGUUUAUUGAUAGAAAAGGGUAUCAGAUGCGAUAUCAAGAACAAAUAUGGAAUGACAGCCUUCCAAUUAUUAAUUGAUCUUGGAUCUCCCCGAGUUGAGUUAUACAAAUGCUUCCUUAAUAAAGGUCUCAACAUAAAUCUCCAAGAUGGACGAGGAAUGACCCAUUUAAUGUCAGCAUCUGAGAAAGGAUAUUUAACUGUUGUUGAAUACUUAAUAAAACGCGGUGCAGACAUAGAACUGCAUGAUGCUAACGACGGAUCAACAGCUCUCCAUUACGCAGCCCACAACGAUCACGUAGAUGUUAUUGAAUUACUUCUAAAGAACAAAGCGAACAUAGAGACACAAACGUACUACAAGAAUACACCGUUCUUCGAAGCCGUAGAGUUCGAAGCCUGCAACGCUAUCAGAUGUCUUAAAAAACACGGUGCAAAAAUGUACGGACUCAACGCUGAUGGAGUAACAGCAUUGAUGGUCGCUACUAGAUAUGCUUGUUGCAAUUCCAUUGAAGUUCUCCAUGAAAUCGGUUAUGAUUUCAAUACAAAAGCUAAAAACAACAUGACAGCUCUCGAACUAGCUAUAGAAAGAGGAAAUUCCAAUGUUGUUAGACAGCUUGUUAAGUAUGGAUCGAAAAUAGACAUUGUAAGCCAAAGAGGAUUUCCUCUUCUCCAUUACGCGAUCGAAUUAAACUUUUUCGAUGCAUUGCAAAGUUUCGUUGAAGAAGGGAGAUGCAACAUCGAUAUUAAAGAUCCGGAUAAUGGUGAUACAGCACUUCAUUUCUGUCUCAGAAAGAAGAACAACGUAAUGUUCGAAUACCUCUUGAAGAAAGGAGCAAAUCCGAGCAUUAAAAAUGAUAAAGGUAUUUCUGUUUUGAUGAAAUGCGUCCAAGAAAACAAUUCUUCGGCUUUGGACAUAAUCUGUAAAUACAAAUUCGAUCCAAAUGAAACAGAUAAACAGGGUAAAACACCUUUGUUCUAUUUCGUCAAAAAUAAAAACGCAAAAUACUGUGAAUUGUUCUGCAAACGUGGCGCUGAGCCAACAAUUGUUGAUAAAGCAGGAGGAACGGCUAUUCACGAGGCAAUUAAAUCAAACGCUUCGGAGUGUUUGAAGAUAUUGGAUAAAUACAAGAACCAAAAGGUAGAAACAAAUAAUAAUACUAAUAAUAAUGAACCAAAAAUUUCUGUAACUCCAAUUGAUGAUCAACAGAAAGUUUGUCUCAAUCCAAUUGAAGAAAAACCGAAAAUUUGCUUGAAUCCUAUUGAAGAAAAACCAAAAGCUACAGCUCCUCCUGCUGAGGAAAAACCUAAGAAUAAUGAGCAGGUUUCUUUCAACCCUAAUUUGUACAUCGAACCUAUUUCUGAUGGAGAUGACGAACCUCCAAAACCAAAGAAUAACACUGCUGAAAAAGUGAAGUCAAACAAACCAAAAACUGUGGAGAAAAACGAAGCUGCUAAGAAGCAGAAAGAGGAGACAAAGAGCAAACCUAAAAAGAAACUAUAUACAUAUGGACAACGUUACUACCUAAAAGACAAGAAACUUCGUGAUCCAAAUCACAUGAAAAAUUAA
Molecule: messenger RNA, 2700 nt
Organism: Trichomonas vaginalis G3
Lineage: Eukaryota; Parabasalia; Trichomonadida; Trichomonadidae
Product: spectrin binding
Exons: 1
Coding region: 1-2700 (899 amino acids)
Molecular function (GO): protein binding
Source: RefSeq, a predicted model, not a curated record